AACUACAACUCCGAUAAUUCCACCGCUCAAACACAGCAUCUCGUUCGAAGUGCUUCGAUUCUGUGUUUUGGUUCAUGUAGUGAGUGGAAAGAGUUCGCUUUUGCAGUCUCACGACUUGAACUUACUAUUUAAUCUACCGCUCAGUCCUCUUAACACAUCACUAGGUAAUAAAAGAGCAUAAACGGCUCGUCCGAAGUCCUGCUAUCUUCUGUCCGCGAGACGGGGGAGUGUCUGAAAUUGAAUAUAUAGCUUGUGAGCUAACGUCAGCAGCAUCAGGUUGACCCAUGUCCUCUGAAGAGGCUCUCGGCUCCACGCUCUCAAACUGGCUCUCCUUUAACUCCUGGUGGCUGCUUCUGCCUUUCGUGAUGCUCCUGGUAGUGGCUGCUUUCAUCGUGGCCUUCGUGCUGCUGCUGUACAUGAUAUCCCCGUUAAUAAGCCCCAAACCGCUCAAACUUAACGGGGCCCAUGUGGUGGUGACCGGAGGCAGCAGUGGGAUUGGGAAGUGCAUUGCCAUGGAAUGCUACAAACAUGGUGCCUUCAUCACUCUGGUGGCACGAGAUGAGCACAAACUGGUUCAAGCCAAGAAAGAAGUGGAGAAAUGUGCCAUAAAUGAUAAGCAGGUGGUGCUUUGCAUUUCUGUUGAUGUGUCCAAAGACUACAACCAGGUGGAGAGUGUCAUAAAACAAGCUCAAGAGAAGCUGGGUCCUGUGGACAUGCUGGUCAAUUGUGCCGGGACGUCCAUAUCUGGGAAGUUUGAGGAAGUGGAAGUAGACCGCUUCAAGAAACUGAUGGAGGUGAACUAUCUGGGCAGUGUUUACCCCACCCGGGCAGUGAUCACCACUAUGAAGGAAAGGCGGAUGGGCCGCAUCAUGUUUGUGUCGUCACAUGCAGGGCUGAUCGGACUCUUUGGCUACACAGCCUACUCGCCGUCCAAAUUUGCCCUGCGUGGUCUGGCUGAGGCCUUGCAGAUGGAGAUGAAGCCCUAUAAUAUCUAUGUGACUGUGGCGUAUCCUCCAGACACGGACACUCCGGGGUUUGCAGAAGAGAAUAAGACUAAGCCUCUGGAGACCAAGUUAAUUUCAGAAACGUCUGGAGUCUGUCAGCCUGAGCAAGUAGCAAAAGUUUUGUUGAAGGAUGCUGUGCAGGGAAAUUUCACGAGCAUAGUUGGACCCGAUGGCUACAUGCUGUCAGCACUGACCUGUGGGAUGUCACCCAUUACCUCCAUCACUGAAGGGCUACAGCAGAUUGUGAUGAUGGGGCUGUUCCGCACCAUCGCUCUCUUCUACCUGGGCAGCUUCGACAGCAUCGUCCGCCGCUGCAUGAUCCAGAGAGAGCAGUCCAAAGCAGCAGAAAAGAGGGAGUAGCACCAGCCUUCCCACCACAUCCAUCUCUAUCAGCACCACUACACACACACACACACACACACCUCAGAGCACACGCCCCCCGGCCCGGCAGACGUGUUCAAAUGGGUAGAAGUCCACCCUGACAAAACACUGUUUAUUCAUCC
Molecule: messenger RNA, 1507 nt
Organism: Carassius carassius (crucian carp)
Lineage: Eukaryota; Metazoa; Chordata; Actinopteri; Cypriniformes; Cyprinidae
Gene: kdsr
Product: 3-ketodihydrosphingosine reductase
Exons: 10
Coding region: 285-1364 (359 amino acids)
Biological process (GO): sphingolipid biosynthetic process
Cellular component (GO): endoplasmic reticulum membrane
Molecular function (GO): 3-dehydrosphinganine reductase activity
Source: RefSeq, a predicted model, not a curated record